UUGACCUUUUUUUUUAAGGAUACCGGCUCCAAGGGACCAACAAAUGAUUUGGAUUGUCGUGUCAUCGUAAAUAAAGUUUUAACAAAAUCUAGCUUAUCACCGUCUUGUUCCAGUGCUUCAGAUUAUUUUAAAGAAAAUGAAUCUUUUCAGGCAAAUUUUUUUAUCUUACUCUCGUCAGUGGCUGUUGUGAUUUCUGAAGAAGAAGUAAGAGUAUUAUAUCUGCCUGCUUAUAAUCAGCUGUUUUCUCAUAAGCCAGAAAUUCCAUUUGUUAAGGCAACUUCUUCACAUGUUAGCGGGUAUCCAAUAUUGUUUUUACUUAAUGCUGCAGGUCAAGUUGUCGUCUUAAGUUUGCCUACAUUGAAAUCUCUUUUAUGUUGUCCUUUAUUCAAACAGUCCAUUGAACUCGAUGAUCCUGUUUGUCAAAAGAUAAGUCUUUCAAAUCAUGGUCUGGGAAUGUAUUUAGUUUAUUCAUCAGAGAUUCAAAAAUUUACUAUAUCUGCUGAGCUUGCUGCUGAAUUACAAGAAUGCAUUGGCGAGUUAUUUAUCCCUAUGGAUUUGCCUGAACCUCAGAAGAAUUCAUUUUUCAAAGGUGUAUCAACAUUGUUCGUCAGUCAAAAAGAAAGUGUCGAUUUGGAUUCUAUAUUCGCUGAUAAAAGUACGGGAGUCCCAUCGAAUAGUGGAAUGCGAUCAGUGGGUAGAACUAUUUUAGGCCCUUCUGCAAAUAUGGAGCAAGUCACUUCAAGAAAUGUAACAGCUGGGCAGGCUGCUAAUCUUGCACUUCAGACUUUGCAUGAACGUGGCGAAAAACUUGGUGCUACUGUUGAUGCAACCGAGCGCUUGAAAGAUACUGCAGUGAGUUUGUCUCAAAAAACUGGAAAAUUGGUUGAGAAGUACGAGAAAAAAAAAUGGUAUAAUUUUUGA
Molecule: messenger RNA, 921 nt
Organism: Dracunculus medinensis (Guinea worm)
Lineage: Eukaryota; Metazoa; Nematoda; Chromadorea; Rhabditida; Dracunculidae
Source: the annotation of a GenBank genome assembly